AUGAUGUCUGCGUUCACAAGCUUGGUGCUGCCCCUAUUCCUCGCCUUGAUCGAUCAUCGCAGCACCGGUACGCCACCAACUCGCGUGAUGAAUAGGAGCAUGACCUCCUCCAAAUCAUUGUUUGUGGUGUUUUUAUGCGCCAUGGCGACCAGUAGUAGAGUCUCGGCCACUCCGAACGCUGUCAUUGGAAAACCAAUAAUGAUGUCCCAACGAAACACGUUGCUGCGAGUCAAAGUGUCGGUGCAGCUUGAAGCACUUCUGCCCAAGGACGACAUCGGCGUGGAAUACUGGUUUCUCCGAGAAGAAGACAACUUCAAUAUUUCGCAAGUAGCAGCAGCGAUUGAUGAGCGGAGAGCCUACAUUGUCACAGUGGAUGAACUCCGACCUGUCCAAGAAAGGGAAGACAACGUUGAUGAGUCCUCCUCCUCCUCCAGAAUGAUUGACACGAUUGAUGAUGACACCAUCCCAGAGAAGUAUUUGUCACUUCCAUGGGAGGCAGCUUCCACCACGAACAAGGGCUCUCCAGUUUUCAAUGGGGAUGUCAGCCUUUCCUACCUAUUGCCAUUUCGGGACGGUUCCUCCACCACUAGAACCCUCUUGGUUUCAUUAUGGGAAGACAAACCACUAGGGGAAACAGAUCUUCAUUGGAAGCCACCAACAAUGCUCGCAAGGAGACUUGUCAAUAUUCCAAGCGGAACCCAAACCGUUGCAAGCCGCCAUCCUACAGCAAUUAUUCAAAGAAGUUUCGUGGAAAUUGAGCUGGAAGCAAAGACGAGCAUUGUUUGGCCAGUCGAGAAGUCACGAGGAAAGCAGCUGCGGGACCAACAAGGUAAUUCUUGGUGGCUUUGUCCCGCUGGUGCAGUUCUCCUCGUCAUGCUUGUGAUGCACAGAAGCGGUGGCCUCAAGGACAGCACGGUGAAGCCUGAUACUCUCGUGCAUGAAGGAGAAUCCAAUGACGACAACGAAUCUUGCAUCGAUCCAGCAGCUGAGAUGGCCAUUGAAGGUGCAUACGACGGAUGCGACAACCCCCACCAUUCCAUCUUGAGUUCUGCUCCCUUCAACGAGCACGCGUCAAUCUCAGCCAACAAGACAACUAACGAGAUACGUAGUUUGAACUCACCACGGGACGUUCCAGCGGAGGAUCGCCGGCAAAGAGACUGGGAGACACACGUUCUGCCCAACAGCCAAGGACAUAGACAAUUUCUCCAGCAACAACACAUUCGAUUCAACAACCCAAGACAGCACCAGCUACAACCGCUUGGAACUGCCGCGGUACAUUCAAACCAACAUGUUGCGUCUCCUAAGAUCUUGAGCCCACAACAAGCUCUGACAAUCGACACAAACGCCACUUUGCGCCUCCCGCCACGGCCACUGCAAUCCGCCAAACAAACAAUCAACUCCACACCAAAAGAACCGACCGAGGAAACCGGGGCCAUUCAUGACCCAGUUCAACAGGAAACGCCGCUGAUAUUCGACGCUGUGAUGGCUGCACAGAUGCAAACGCCUGUGGACCGACAUUCAUUUGUUCAAUCACACGACAACAUGCUCACCUAUAGCGACGACGGACAAAAGAACAUCGAUGCCGGAACAGCAUUGGCGAACGAUGAGACGAUUGCAAGCUUCAACGGUGGAGUGUACAAGGCAGAGCCCGUGAUGCAAACGCAAAGCUACGAAGCCAAUGGAAGCAAAGAAACUCAAUAUGAGACAGACACAGCACAAAUAGCUCAAACUGUGCACCAAGACCAGCAGUCAGAUGCUACGUACACGUGUUGCAAGGGCACAGAAGCAACUACGGCGCCGAAGGAUGCCAUUAUCAGAAAAGACGAAGGGAGGGACUCACCAAUGGCCAGUAGGGAAGCGGCGGGAAGCGCAAAGGAGAAUUCGACCAGAGAGCAACGGACUGCUGAGUCAACGGUAGCAAAUCGGAAAUUUCAACAACCAGGCGACGCAGGAAUGACAACUCCCCAGCAAACGAACAGAUUGUCAAGUCAGCGAGUUGCGCCUCAGCUUGAGGCCGGUGAUUGCAAUAUUGCAGAGAACGAUGGGAACAAUGCCUGUGCUAUUGCUUCGGCGACUCCAAAGAGACUGAACUUGAGCCCGCCGAUGCAGAAGAGUACACGGGGCGACAACUGGCUUAAGCGACUCAAAAACAGGGCAUCCAUCGCUGCCAGUAGCCGCACAUCGACGGAAGUUGCAUCAUCAGUGGGAAGUGAACAGGUGUCUUACGAUUCAACUCUAGUACCGUAUAGCGAUGCUUCCGUUGAUAGACCUGACCUUGGGCCCUGCAACAGGCGCAACACAAAGUCAUCGCGACAAUUUGCCAGCUACCAACGGAGUCGUGGCGAAGCAGGAGAGCCUUACAAGCUUGGUGUAAAGAAGAAGGCCCGUUCAAAAAACAGUUCAAGGGCACGACAACGGGGAUCUGCGACGAGGACCAAAGGAGGAAAAUGCAAGGGCAACGAGGUCGCUUGCCUUUCCCAAUCUCCAUCAGUCAUAGUAGUAGAACCAUCACAAAGGACGCCGCCUGAUAGGAAGGGACGCCGAGUCACUCUUUCGGUGGAAGGAUCUCGGAAACGGUCCUCUCCCGCUUCCACAGUCCCAUCAGUGGAAGCAGGAGAGGGCCGUUCAGUGGACACCAGCACCGCGUCGGCGAAAGCACGAAAACGGAGGCGCAAUCGCUAUUCCAACGCUGACGGCAUUGCUCAGGCUCUGACAGGUAUUCGCCCAUCCACAUCCCUGGCCCAUGCCGCCCAAGAGAUCACUGCCCCUGUAUGGAGUCUGGAGGCUUCAAAGGAUGAAGACAUUGGAGCUUGA
This is a messenger RNA of Seminavis robusta, 2814 nucleotides long. Lineage: Eukaryota; Bacillariophyta; Bacillariophyceae; Naviculales; Naviculaceae. The record is from the annotation of a GenBank genome assembly.